CCGCGGGACGUCAUGGCUGACUGUGUAGCGUAGUUACUCGCCCUGCCUGGCUGAUGUAUGAAUGACCUGCAAAGGGCGUUGCUCUUAGGCGGUGGCACAACCCCCUCCUUAAGCGCGGGAACUAACAAUCCGCACACACGUUGUGUAAUAUUUGUUGUUUUUGGCAAUGCCAAGUGUCUGCACCGAAACAUGUGGGCGAGGGGGAGAAAAAUCGGCAAGGACGCGCUAGUUUCCGCAAGGUACCGAGUUUAAAGGGCCGCUUAAUUGUUUUUCUACAAAUUGUGCUAAUUGAAAAUGAAAGUGCGUAGUAACAAUUACAUAGUAGUGCCAGAACAUUAUUGCGUAUUUAUCAAUCUGUACUGUUUUGUGUACAUGCGUGACGCUUCGUAGCCACAGCCUUGUUAUCGAAUACUAUACGCUAACGCUUGCGCAGUUCUUGUUUACAACCGCUCGUAGCCGCAGUUGUACGAUCUAAUUGAGUAACGCGUGUUAUCGAAUUCCGUUGAAAUUUUAAUGGAACAGACGAAGACGCAUUGAUGUAUUGAUGUCUUUCGCCAGACACAAACAGUCGCAGACGUCUACUAACACAUGACCGACCUCGGCAAGAUGGAUGAAAAGAGUAGUAUAGCGUGUGCUUCGGACGAGGUGGUGUAAACAGUAUACAACUCGUUGCGAGAGUUCCGUCGUAGUGCAUAUUUAUGUCGCAAUCUCUGGCGCAUACCGCGAAGUGAACUCGUUGUUUAGGUAGCGGCCACGGAAUGUUUGUCUGUCUGAGGUAGUGCGUGUCUGGAGCUAUUUACAGACGUUCUGGUUUCGAAUAUCGGCUCUUCCAUGUCCAGUCUGUUCGCAUCGCGGCAGGAAACGUUACCUUUCAUUGACCUGGAAUGUUGACGUGUUUUCGUGUUUGAGUAUUGCGCACGAAGAAUUUCUGUGUUCUUCCAGCAGCAGUAACAGCAGGAUAUCAAGUGCGCGCAUGGUGACGUGAUAGUGACAAUUUCGUAUCAAUUGUUCUGUUGUUGCGACGUAAUUUCAGUGAUCGAUGUAAGGGAGGAGGGCGCAAAACCAUGUCCGUGAAAAGCUCAAACUCCAACCCCGGUAGUGCGACCGUUGUACGCGCGGGUUAUCUAAAAAAGCUUAAAACCUUCAAAAAGAAAUAUUUUGUACUGCGCGCCGAAGGACCUGAAUCGUCCGCCCGCUUGGAGUACUACGAUUCGGAAAAAAAAUUCAAUAACGGCCUCCCGCCGAAACGCUCCAUUCCACUUAAGACUUGCUUCAAUAUCAACAAGCGAGUCGACACCAAACACAAACACGUGAUCGCCCUUUACACCAAGGAUGAUUGUUUCUGCUUGGUCCUGGAAUCCGAAGAUGAGCUCGAGGCAUGGCUGAAGGCCCUGUUGUCUUUGCAGCAUGGGGAGGAGGCAGCGGACGGCGAGACGCCUCGACCCACGUUUGGUAAGCGUCUCCGUCGUAUAUCAUCGUCAAGGUCGGACAGAAAUACUCACUCUAUGGCGCAAGCCAUGCGUACUUUUAAAGCGUCAACUACAUGUUUUCACAAAACAAUAUUUGGGAAACUCUGUUUUCUUUCCGCCGUCCUUGAUUGCGCGCAAUUUUUGCGUGCCCACCCACGCACCUCGUUUGGGCAAUCCAAUUAGAAGUAAAAAAAACAAAAGGUAGUUAAAGGUGGCGCAAUACGACACGAUUACGAAACGUCUCACGGCCAGCGCAUGAAAAAAUACAGGUCAAAAUCUUAAUUAAUCGCAAAUAUGUACCUAACAAUCAAUUGCGUAGAGGCCAUAAACAACAAACAGCGGUAAUGACAUUUCGUUUGUAAACAAAUGACGGUGCCAUCAUAGUCUACUACUACGCUUUUGAUUUAAUAAUGCCUUACAAUAUAAUUAGGCCGUUUUACUACGUUUCUUUCAUAAAUUGCGUCGUAGCUUUUAUUUCAUUUUUAAUCGUUAAUCGUUUUAUUUGCCACUACAUUACGUGUUAAAUUGCACUAAAAUUAACAAUGGCUCUCUGAUAAGAUUGGUUUCAAAAUAGACAUGGGCGUCUCGUGAGAGAACCGCCGCUUCUUUGGCAAUUAUAAUUGCGGACCGCACAAUCAAUUUGUUUACCGAAUUGAAUAAAUGCGGGGGUAGUGGAAACCAACCCAUUUGAUUGUAUGCCGCCCCUUGAAACGUGGGGAUGGUUACACUAAUUAACUGGAUCUCAUUAUCACAUUGUUUUAUUUCACGUUUUGAUUUCUUCUUCUUCUCUAAUUGCAUGUUCAUAUUGAUUGUAAUUAAAAAGGAGGCUCUUCUUUAUUUUUUUCUUGUUUCCGUCGUAGUGCCUUGCCGGUAUCGUUUCU
This is a messenger RNA of Photinus pyralis (common eastern firefly), 2350 nucleotides long. RefSeq names its product insulin receptor substrate 1-like. The coding region runs from base 1065 to 1652 and encodes 195 amino acids. Lineage: Eukaryota; Metazoa; Arthropoda; Insecta; Coleoptera; Lampyridae. The transcript has a single exon. Gene Ontology annotation, cellular component: plasma membrane; cytosol. Gene Ontology annotation, molecular function: phosphatidylinositol 3-kinase binding; insulin receptor binding. The record is from RefSeq and is a predicted model, not a curated record. Gene Ontology annotation, biological process: insulin receptor signaling pathway.